Molecule: messenger RNA, 2521 nt
Organism: Linum trigynum
Lineage: Eukaryota; Viridiplantae; Streptophyta; Magnoliopsida; Malpighiales; Linaceae
Source: the annotation of a GenBank genome assembly
UGAGUCACUAGUUGUUUUUAUUUUCCUUCUUUCACAUCGUGGUCAAUAUGAAUAGUAGUGUGUUGAGACACUAAAAAAGAAUUUAUUUUCUAUCAAACCACUGUUUAGUUAUACCUUGCACAUUAAACGUAUCGCCAUUUUUGUUAGCCAUCUUUCUUCAUCAUAAUCAAGAAGUCUAGCCGGCGAAAGCACAAACAUAGUACUGAUGAUCAUAUAUAGGCGAACCAUCUACGGCGAGCGGCUAUAUGCUUGGAACAGGAAUAUUAUUUGCCCGAACGGUCGAGUAUAUAUAAAGCUAGCUAGCUAGCUAGGAAUUAAGCAACCUUAUUAUCAUCAUCAUCAGAAGAAGAAUGAGUUCCUCAAGCAACCUUAUGAUGAUGAUCGUGAUGGUGGUGACGGUCUUGUUGGUCAUGUCGCCCGGAGUUCCUACGACGUCGGCUGUCGUAAGCGGAAUUUGCGAUGUCCAGUCCUUCCCCGACGGCGAUCAGCGGAUCCUCUGUGUAUCCACUUUGCUCGCUGACUUGAUUGGGCUUUGGGCGUCGAUGGUACAAGUAUGACCCAUGAUCUAUUAUUAGAAUUUGAAGUAUAGUAUCAUACUUCAAAGUUUGGUUAGUUCAAGGUUUAAAAAGCGCAAACUACUCACUUAUAUUAUAUAUAUCCAAAUUCCCUAAGGAUGGAUGCCCAAAAAAAAACCAUAUGUAUACUUUUUCUGGUUUCUUUCCUUCCUUUUUGGUCCAUAAUAAGCAUGGUGUUAUGCGUUGUCAAGGACAUUUUUUGUCUGUUUAUUAUCGUCCUACAAUAAAACUUAUGUAAUGGCCUGCAACCUUAUGAAUAAGAAAAUAAGAUAAGUUUAUCCAAAUGACAAGUGAGCCUCAUGACCGAUUAAUUUGUCUCAUGGAUUCACUGGAAAAAGAAAAACUUAAACUAAAUUCGAAUUAUCCACACACAAUAACUAAUACUAUAUUCGAAUUAUAUUAUCCAAAAAAAAUUAGCACGGUAUUCCAAAAAAAAAAAACUAGGCCAUGCCAGCGUGGGAGGGUUUUUGAGUCAUUGUGGUUGGAACUCCGUGAUUGAGGGAGUUUGUGUUGGAGUGUCGAUGCUACAUGGCCGAUGAUGGCGGAGCAGUCGUUGAAUACUAUGCUAGUCCAACGUGAAUUUUAUUCCUAAUAUAUCACCCAUAAGCUAAAAAAAUUACAGAAAUACCACAUUUCCCCAAAAAUUUCCAUCCAUGGCCAUCGUUUCACAAAGACCGCAGCCCCUCAUGGAGGUUUAAACGAGGACUGUAGAGAGGUGCUGCGAUUUCCGUUCUGUCGCCAACAAACCACGUGGGGUCGUUGUGGUCAGAUUGAUCGUGCGCCACCUCUGCGAUCCGGGCAAAACCGCCGCACUCCCUUGCGCUUUGCCUAUAAAGUUUUUUUUUCUUGAUGAAUGCAUUACCUAGGUUCUAAAAUUUCAAAUAAACAUAACUUUGUGCUCUGUACCAAUCGUAGUUCUGAUGAUUAUACAACUCCCGGGAAUGUAGGUGUUGGGUACUUUAUUUGGAUGGUAUCUACACAAGUACACAUAUCUAAUCCGUUAAAACAUUAGAUGGAAUGCAUGUGUUCCAUCCUAAACAAUCACAUUUUUUUUUAGAUAAAAAGCACAUCUUAUUGCGAUUUCAUAUUGUUGUCGGUGAUUUCAAAAUGUUUUGUUUGAGUUCUAGGAAUUAUGUAAGCUUGUAAAAUCGCCAUCGUAAUUAUCUUCUUUCGCUACUCCUCUCCUCUAAAUAAUAUUUCUUGUUAAACUAUAUGCUUAAAUUUUUUAUUAAACUUAUAAAAUUAAUUUUUUUUAUUAAACAUUAUACCUAAUACAUAUCACAAACGUAUUACAAAUCUAAAAAAACACAUCACAAAUUUAUAAAAACAGACAACUGAUUUCAUAACAUUUUUAUUAAUUAUACUUGCAUUUAAACGCCACACAUUAACCAUUAUAUCUCUCGUAUACUCCUCCUGUUACUUCCUACUAUCUAAGACUAACUCCAACCAUGGAGAGUAAAAGGGAUAUUUGGCCGAACGGUCGAGUAUAUAUAUAGCUAGGAAUUAAACAUUACAAUGACUCAUCAUAUUAGAGAUAUAUACGUACGUAGGAACCUUAUAAUUAUCAUCAGGAAAAUGAGUUAGUUCAUCAUCAGAGAACAGAUAUAAUCAUCAUCAUCAGGUGAUGAUAAUGAUGGUCGUGACGGUGGUGGCCCAUUUUUCUCAUCGGACCAGGGUCAAAGUCAAUAAACCCGGGGGUUGAAAACGUUGCUCUUAACCAAAAUCGACUUCUAAAUCUAACUCCAUUGCCUUUCCGGAUUAACAUUAAGUCAUUAAGCACUUAGCUGCCUCUUAUUUUAAACAAUAAAAUAAGUGAAAUGGAAAGGCCAAAUGGAAAGGCCAACUUAGUCAGCCGCCAAUCGAGAAUCCAAGGGAAAAGACGGGGGAAACGGUGAGCGGGAGACUUAGGGUAAUACCAGCUGGCACAUUAAACGUAUCGCCAUUAA